Pogonomyrmex barbatus (red harvester ant) is the source of this 3415-nucleotide messenger RNA. Its product is annotated as zwei Ig domain protein zig-8. The record is from RefSeq and is a predicted model, not a curated record. NCBI's taxonomy places the organism in Eukaryota, Metazoa, Arthropoda, Insecta, Hymenoptera, Formicidae. Gene Ontology annotation, cellular component: neuron projection membrane. Gene Ontology annotation, biological process: synapse organization.
UGCGCGUGUCGAUCGUUUCCGCCGCGCGACCGGCCGCUCGAUCGGCGCCGCGACGCGUCGAAGACGCGCCGCAGACACGCCUGUCGUCGUCGAUAGGAAACCGGGCAUCAUCGCGGUCCUCAUGCACGUUUCCUCCGGAACGGAAAUCCUCGACUUUUCGAUCCCGAAUCGCGCGAUUAUACCUCGGCAGAUCGAAAAAUAGAAGGUCAAGCGGAGCGUGUGAGGGAAACGGUGAAUGAAACUUGAGUUUGCACCCCGCCGGGAGACACGAAGAGUACCCCGUGAUCUCGUACCUCGAACGGCACGGCGUGGGCGAUCCAGCGAGUGACUUACACCGAGGGCUGUGAUAAAGACGAGAGCGAUCGGGAAACGAGGGAGAGACAAAGACACGGAGGGAUGCACGUAUCACGCCCCACCGGCGCUUUUCAAUUACGCGAAUCUAGAUCACGAAGCUGUUAGCGAAUUAAGCGGGCUUGAGAGCGGACUAUGCGGGCUGAGCGCGAGAUGGAAAGAGGAAAAUAACGAUCCCUCGUGCCGUCGCGAUGAGAAAUCAUCGUGCUGGGGCGAACUCGCAGGUCCGGAGUAGCGACGUAACGGUGCCAUGGAGCGUGGGGGCGAGGAAAACCGGAAACCGUCGGUUUAUCCGGUAAACUCGCCUUGAUUCCAUUUCCCGGCACGUCGUGCCAAUUUCGACGUGCGAAGCGAAGCGAAGCGAACGGGGAUCGUUCGCGGGAUCGUCUUGUCCUAAAGCCUGCAGGGCGAAAAAUCGUCCCCUUCGAAGGACCGAUCGCGGAGAUCGGACGCGGCGCACGAGAAGGAGAUCGACCGGCACCACGAAACGACUAUGAGAGAUAAAAAAUGAGGUGUCUAAUCUUGACCCUCGGUCUGCUGGUUUCGGUGCAAGGACCUACCCGUUGCACGGCCGAUUUCAGGAUACACGAGAAUCGUGCAUCGGAGCCGCUCGAUCGAGUGCCGUACUUUGACGUCUCGGCCUCUCGUAACGUGACAGCCCUCGUUGGCAAAACGGCCACGCUGAAUUGUCGAGUACGAAAUUUAGGGGAUCGAACGGUGUCAUGGGUGAGACACAGAGAUAUCCAUCUUCUCACCGUGGGCGUCGAGACGUACACGUCGGACCAGAGAUUCAUCGCGUCGCAUUUUCCUCACACGGAGGACUGGACGCUACAAGUGAAAUACCCUCAACAACGGGAUUCUGGCACAUACGAGUGUCAAGUGUCCACGACGCCGCCCAUAGGUCAUUCCAUGCACCUCUCUGUUGUCGAGCCCGUAACGUUAAUCGUCGGAGGGCCGGAAAUGUACAUAGACAAGGAUAGCACUAUGAACUUGACCUGUAUCGUGCGCCACAGCCCGGAACCACCCUUGACCAUUUACUGGACUCACGAUCAAGAGGUGAUCAAUUAUGACAGUCCGAGAGGCGGGGUAUCGGUUAUCACGGAGAAGGGCGAGAUAACGACGUCAUACCUUUUAAUUCAACAUGCUCAACCGGCGGAUAGCGGACAAUACACCUGCCAUCCCAGUAAUGCUAACACAAAGACAGUCCUAGUUCACGUACUUAAUGGGGAACAUCCAGCUGCGAUGCAGCACGGCGGGCAGCUAAGAUUAGCCAAUUUACCUUUUGUAAUGAUCUCGACGACGCUUUUGACCUUCUUGAAUCAUCCUUACUAGACGUAGAACCAUGGACCAUUGUAAACCAUUGUUAGUCGGGUGUAUUUCUUUCCAUUUUCCACGCUGACUCGUUUGAUUCUCCUCCGAGGGAAGGAAGAGAAAAGAAAAGAAAAAAAAAAGAAACGAAUCUAUCUGCCGUCUCGUCGAACAUUCUAUGCAGCCAGUAUGAAUAAACGAUCGAUAAAGUAAACUGCACAAGUUCGAGAGUCUUUCUACGCGACGAUGUGAUUUAUAUAAAUUGUACACUUGUUGUUUCGAUUGUUUAUUAAGGACUGUUACUAAGUCGUCGUUCCUCCAUUUACAUAUCCGUUCCAUUAUUUAUUGUUAUUAAAUUGUUUAAAUUGCCUUUAUGUAAUUAAGUAGCCCUCAAUUGAAUUAAUUUUCAUAUUUAUUAUUGAAUAUUCUUUUUGAAUUAUGAAUGUCAUCUGUAUUGUCUAUAAGCGCAUCUUGCAAAGAUUUAGACGGAUACAAUAAACGACGGAGAAUCGUACUUCGAAAAGAGAAAGCAUCGCAACGUAUUUGAAAGAUGUGUAAAGACAAAUCCGAUAGCAAUGAACGGGAAACGUGGCAAAAAGCGGAAGAGAAAAACCAGAAGCUUUUCGUUGACGCUAAAAUACGCUGUAACGUGCGAUUCAAGACGAAGACAGGGUAACGAAAACUGGAUAUAUUCGUGAGAAUAUUUAGCGAUUAUUUAAUUUGAAAGGCUUCCAUCCAAGCGGCCGAUUACAUUUGCUUUAUCAUGUUUUACAAGACAAUACGUUGUACUUGCCAAAAAAAAAGAAAAAAAAGAAAAAAUGUGUAUGUUAUUGUUAAAGAAAUAAUUUUGAUUUUAACAUAGAGACAGAAAGACGCAUGUUAAAAUCUAUUAUUAUGUUAUGAGGAGAAAGAGAACCGCGCACGCCUCGCGCAUACGGAAUAUAUAUAAAAUACGAUAAAAAGCCGCUGCAAAUGGAAAUAAUCGAUGAUGUAUGAAUGAGCGUGUUACGCUACGGUAUGAUUGGAAAUAUUCGUGCAUAAACGCUAUAAGUUUUUGAGAGAAAAUUGUUCCUUAACGAUCGUCUUCGAUGCAAGAAAGGACUCAGAUGAACUCGACGCUUUGGCAAAAUUACGUAAAAUACGCUUUCCAUCGAAUGUUAUGCUACGAUCGUAUUAAAAUUUCUAUUCCUUGAUUCCAACGCAUUUGUUAAACGUUGACACUUUAUUUCAUAUUAAAUAAUUUAUUUGACAUAUUUAUAUCGCUUCGAAUUACUGUUACAGAAUUUUAACAUGGAGAUGAUAAUUAUAAAAAAAUUAUAAUUACAAAUUCGGUAUUCAUUACAAAUUAUAAUAUCCGAAAUUGUAAUUGUCAAGGAAAGUUUGCUCAUGUUUAUUGUAUGAAUCUCAUUGAUUUAUUUAAUGUGUUUAAUAUAUUAAACGCGUACUAUAAAAUUGGAUCUAAUACUAUUUAUUCACGAGAAAAAAGAGACAGCUUGAUUCAACGUUGUGUAUUUCGAUAAUUUAAUUUUUUAAUUAGAGUUAAAUAGACUGUUUUAUAUUUAUGACAUCUUGUUCUCAGGACAUGCUUAUAUAUCACUGUCGCUAUACAAAUUAGAACGUAUGUAUUGUGUGUUUAUCCGCGGAAUUUUUCGAAUUUAUGUGAGUAAUUUGAGACUCUCGACCAUUUCUUAAUUUGGUGAAUAGGUAAUGAUAGCUAUUUGUUAUUGUCGUGCAAAUAAAUCAAUUGACAAAAUCA